AUUCGCCGGUGGGUAUCGACGCCGCACACUGGGGCGCCGACCUCGGCGAGGCCGAUGGAGCGGGGCAGCGCCGACGCCGCGCAAGACGCAUAUCUCCGCGGAGUUGAAUCCCUGAGGCUUGCAGCCCAUCACGUGCAAGCGGCAGCGAGAGAGCGCCCCAACUCCGUCAGUCUGAGGGACGUGCACGACACUUUGAGUACCAACGCCAUUUCUUCGUGGGGCGGUGAAAUUGAAGGCGCGACCGGUCUCACGUGCCAGUGGCACGACCAAGGCUGGGGCAAUCGGAAGGGCAUGGUGUUCGCGCGUACCACUGGCGGCACGCCAUACUAUGGCACGUGGCAGCCCCUCUCUGGGAACGAAGCCCCGCAUGCAAUCACCCGCUUGGGGGUCCAACUGCCGUUUUCGCUCCGCGGGCGUCGCGUGCAAUUCGGCUACCGCGUGGGCGGCAGCGGCGUCGGCGGCGGUCACGAGAUACACAUCGUGCAGGCGAUUGUCAAUGUCCAAGGCGGAACCGCGCCGGCCCCGGCGAGGCCGACGGGAAACGCGGCAGCGAGUGAUCCAAACGCAGCUCUCUAUGCGCGGCUGCAAGCGCAACACGAAGAGCAUAACCGCGACGCCGCGCGAGACGAGGCGGCGCGCCGCGAGGCCGCCCGCGCGAGGGAAGCGGCAGCGGAGCGGGCCCGGCGAGACGAGGCGGCGCGCCUUGAGGCGGCGCGCCUUGAGCGCGCAAGGGCCGCCGCGCGCGUGGCGCCGACCACCGCGUGCCGGGUCUGCGGCGGGAAUUUCCCCCACCCAGCCUGUUCAGGCUGCGGCACGCCGGGAGCGCGCGCGGCGGCGACCACCGCCCAGCCGGGCCAUUCGAGUCCUCCAAGCCAUAGCCCGCCGGGCGGCCUGAUCUCGACGGACGAGAUCGCGGGCUGCUGGGUGUGCAUGUGCUUCCCGUUCGGCGCUACAGCCAUCUUCAGCAAGGAAGCCACGGGGCCCAACUCGCUCAAGCACGCGGGCCUCAUCCUCAGCCCAGUAUUCUGGCCCUUUGAGGAACACCGCAUCCGUCAUCCCGGCACCAACGGCUUUUACAAGGUCGGGGAACCGCAGGACGUGGACCAGUACGAUUCGAGCGACUGCGCCUGCAACGGGCUGGCUUGCAGCAUGAAGGUCUGCUGAGGAUGCUUGCCGACGCGCACGAGUUUGACAUCCUCCGUACUUCCGAAGGCGCGACGGGAGAGACGACGGCCCGCGGGCGAGGAGCACGCGCCGCGCGAGGCCCCUGCCCCCAGACGCGCGCGACAAGCUGAUAGAGAGGGCGGACGUUCCACAUUGUUACCGAGGCCGUUCUGCUCAGAAGGAAGUGCAUGCUGUUAUGGCCUUUAGAGGCUUGGUGUAUGUCCUCUUUCCUCUAGGAUAUUCCUUCCUUGAUUAUUUAUUUAUUUAUUUAUUUAUUUAUUAUUCAUAUUUAUUUAUGCUGUCAUGAACGGCGGCCCGCGCCCACCGCCCCGGCCGACCUGGCGCCGCAGCAGAUUAUGCUGCAGAUAACACGCCCGACGCCAUCGACGCGGCACUAGGUAAGUCCGGCGUAAGCUUAAGGUUACGAGACGCGAUUCAGUGGGGUGGGACGUAGAACGAUUCGUACAAAAGCUCGUAGUAAAAACGUCGAAAACCCGACCAGAUCGGCAUGCGCACUUUUUGCUGCAGCGCGGCGGGCAUGCGAAGUUGCCAAGGGACUAGACUGCCAUGAGCGCUGCCCCGCCCAAGCGAUAGUGGGCCCCACAUCGUCCUGCCAUCCAGACUCGCGACGCGCGCAGAUGGAACGACUUGUACGCCUCGCCUGCCCCAUCUGCCGCACGCAGCCUCCACGGCGCGCCUGUGGGAACAGAGUCUUCGCAUCGGCCCACUGUCCCGUCUGCUUAGAGACGGCGGAACCCGUCGUGGCCCUGCCCUGCGGCCACGCCCUCUGCGAGGGAUGCUUCGGGCGCAUACCGGGCGGCGCCCUGCUCGUCGAUGGACAAAGUGUCGGCGCUGCUCCUCGCCCUGCGGAAGAGGCAAGGGCCUCGGAGGCGCAGGACCGCGACGCGACGCGGCAGCGGCACGCGGAGGCGGAGGACGCUGCGGCGCGGCGCGAGGCCGUCGAGCGGUCGCGGCGGGAGGCGGCCGAGGAGCGCGAGCGCCAGCGCGAGGCGGCGGCAGCAAGGGCUGAGGAAGUUCAGUGCGUCAUCUGCCAGGAGACUAUCCGGGGCGGCGACCAGCGGCUGCCCUGCGCGCACGUCUUCCACCGCGCGUGCCUCGCGCGGUGGCUCCCGGAGCACCGGUCCUGCCCUGUCUGUCGAACCCCCGUCUCGGCGGCGGAGCAAUCCGCGGCGGCCCCGGCAAGGCCGUCCGCCGACGCCGCGCGAGACGCGGCGGCCGCGCGCGCGGAGGCCGUCGAGCGGUCGCGGCGCGAGGCGGAACGGGCCCGCGCGGAGCUCCGCGCCGCGCGCGACGAGGCGGCGCGCCGCGAGGCCGCCCGCGCGAGGGAGCGCGACGAGGCGGCGCGCCGCGAGGCCGCCCGCGCGAGGGAAGCGGCAGCGAGAGAGCGCCCCAACUCCGUCCGUCUGAGGGACGUGCACGACAGGUUGAGUACUGACGCCAUCUCCUCGUGGGGCGGUGAAAUUGAGGGCGCGACCGGUCUCACGUGCCAGUGGCACGAUCAAGGCUGGGGCAAUCGGAAGGGCAUGGUGUUCGCGCGUACCACUGGCGCCACGCCAUACUAUGGCACGUGGCAGCCCCUCUCUGGGAACGAAGCCCCGCAUGCAAUCACCCGCUUGGGGGUCCAACUGCCGUUUUCGCUCCGCGGGCGUCGCGUGCAAUUCGGCUACCGCGUGGGCGGCGGCGGCGGUCACGAGAUACACAUCGAGCAGGCGGUUGUCAAUGUCCAAGGCGGAACCGCGCCGGCCCCGGCGAGGCCGACGGGAAACGCGGCAGCGAGAGAGCGCCCAUCCUACAAUGCCGCAUUCGCGUUUAACCAGCGCGUCGAGGUGCGGUGCCGCGGCGGCAACCAGUGGUUCACCGGCAAGAUCACAGCCACUCCGCCAUUUGGGCGCAAUCGCUUGUACGACAUCCUAUACGACGACGGGGAGUCCGAGGCACGCGUCGCUGAAUCGCGGAUUCGCCGGUGGGUAUCGACGCCGCACACUGGGGCGCCGGCCUCGGCAAGGCCUUCCGCCGACGCCGCGCGAGACGAGGCGGCGCGCCGCGAGGCCGCCCGCGCGAGGGAAGCGGCAGCGGAGCGGGCCCGCGCCGCAACGUUGGAACACAUGCGAGCGGCAUUCCACGUUGGCCAGCGCGUCGAGGCGCGGACGUCGACUAGGAGCAACCAGUGGUUCCCCGCCAAGAUCACAGCCGUUAACGGCGGCCGCUUGUACGACAUCCUCUACGACGACGGGGGGAUCUCCCGAGGCAAAUCCGAAUCGCUGAUUCGCCGGUACACGGGGAGUGGACCCGCGGCGCCGCCGCCGCGCUCCGCGUGCCGGGUCUGCGGCGGGAAUUUCCCCCACCCGGCCUGUUCAGGCUGCGGCACGCCGGGCGCGCGCGCGGCGGCGACCACCGCCCAGCCGGGCCAUUCGAGUCCUCCAAGCCAUGCUUUCCCCGACGCGCGGUCGUUCGCCGGAUGCUUUUGUACCAUCUUUCCGUGCAUUCCAUUUGCGCCUUUGGCAUGCGAAAACAUCAUACCUCAUGACAGCAAUUCCUACCAAUCCAAGGGCGUGGUUAUCCUCAUGUUCGGUUAUAUUCCUAUUCCUUUUUGCUGGGACGAUCACUUGGCGCGUAAGCACGGCAAUACUUUUGAAGUCACGACUGGCUGCUGCCAAGGAACCACGGAUACCUGGACGAGCGCAGACGGGUUUCACACUUCCAGCAGCUGCUGCCCUGCGUUUAGAUGCGGGUAAACACACUACGCACACCAGCACUUCAUUCCCGUUUGGAUCUUCACGCUUCCUUCGAAGGACCACACCAACGGGUUCUGGUCGUGAAAUCCGCACUUCGCGUAUUUCGACGCCCACGUUUGCAGUCAAAACCGUUUCGCACCGCAAGACCCUUCCUUAAGUUUCUUCGCGUCUAA
Pelagomonas calceolata is the source of this 4093-nucleotide messenger RNA. Lineage: Eukaryota; Pelagophyceae; Pelagomonadales; Pelagomonadaceae. The record is from the annotation of a GenBank genome assembly.